GAGCAGAUUUUAGAGGGAGUGGGUGAGAGAGGUAUCAGAGAGAGAGAGAGAGAGAGAGAGAGAGUGAACGAGGAAAGGCACGGCGAUAGAGAGAGGCAGAAUACGAAAGAGCACAAACGAUUUGAUGGAAAUGGGAUAUCUCGAGCAUCCUGCUGCAGAUGAGCACUAAAAUGGAGAAGACAAAGGAAGGAGAAAGGGAAUAAUCGUACUGCUGCUUUUUUUUCCUCCUUCUUCUCUCUGCAUCCUCAUCUCCAGGGCAGAGUCUCUUCCUUAGAUCACAGCACCACAGCAAAGAGGGAAAAAAACAGGAGAAAUGAAGAGGAACGCCAGGAAUUAUUGAUACAGUCAUUUCCUUCAUGGCGUGCGUGUAAGGCACUGUGUGUGUUUGUGUUUUGUGUUUGCAUUUUUAUGGAUGCUGUGUGUUUGAUAGCAGUCUGGAUCGCCCGGAUCGCUUGCUUCCAGGCCACGCUAUAGACACAUCCUCAACUUCUCUGCUACUCUCUCUCUCUCCCUCUGUAUUUAUUUGAUGGCGUACCGGUGUGGUACAUCUUUGUCCAGCAUCUCUGCCUCCGCCUCUGUACGGUGGCACGCUAGCAAGUGUGGAGAUACUGUUGUGUCUCGUUGAGCUGAGGCCGGUCACUGCUGCCCGCCACUGCCUCUGGGACCAGCCGAAAAAGCCUAGGCCUCGGAUUGUCUGGAGCCUUCCGCUGCACGGCUAAGGUAACGGCUAGGUGAUCUGCCCGGCUGCUAGGCUGCGAGGAGCAGGAGGAGGGUGGAGGAGUAAGUGGAGGAGGAGAAGGAGGAGGAGGAGGAGGAGGUGGAGAGGCACUCGGAGCCGGCGUGCCCAUGGGAAAUCGCUCGAUCAACAGUUGCAUCCGACACAGCCGCACGCCCGACGGCCAGGCUUCUACCGCCGGCCCGACGUGAGGACGACGUGGCCCUCUCCCAGCCACAGGUACACAGCGCUCUCUGUGCCCGUCCACCGCCCAGCACGGGUGGAUCUCCGAGAGCAACGCCACGACGAGGGUGGAGCGAGAGCUCCUCCGUGCGACCGCAUCCCGACAAGGCCUCCUCCCAGCCGGCUCUCUGUGUGUAGUCCAGGCCCUUCUUUUCUCCACGUUCUGAGGAUUUGCCUAGACCUGUUUCAUGCAUGUCCACUGGAGGCAGGUUUGACUUUGAUGAUGGGGGGUCGUACUGCGGGGGGUGGGAGCAGGGCAAGGCCCACGGCCGAGGGGUCUGCACGGGGCCCCAGGGCCAGGGGGAGUACGCGGGCGCCUGGAGCCACGGCUUUGAGGUGUUGGGCGUGUACACCUGGCCCAGCGGGAACAGCUACCAGGGCACCUGGGCGCAGGGGAAGCGCCAUGGCGUGGGCGUGGAGAGCAAAGGGCGCUGGGAUUACAGGGGAGAGUGGACGCAGGGCUUCAAGGGCCGCUACGGGCAGCUGGAGAGCGCGGCGAGCGGGGCCCGCUACGAGGGCACCUGGAGCAACGGUCUCCAGGAUGGAUACGGCACUGAAACCUACUCUGAUGGAGGAACCUACCAGGGCCAGUGGCUGGGAGGGAUGCGGCACGGCUACGGCGUACGGCAGAGUGUGCCGUACGGCAUGGCGGCGGUCAUCCUCUUCCCACUGCGGACCUCUAUAAACUCCCUCCGCUCCGAGCACAGUCACGGGCCUCCGGCCGCGCUGGAGGACGGCACCAACACUGCCACCACCCCCACAGACGGGGUGGCGGCAGUGUUGGCCGGCAGCCCUGUGGGUCGGGGAGGCUUCGCGCUGACCGCCCCGAGCGAGGCAGAGCGCCAGAGGAAGAGGAAGGGACGCUUCCGCCAGUCCAUCCUGAGCGGGCUGAAGCUGCGGCGCUCGGAGUCCAAGAGCUCCCUUGCCAGUCAGCUCAGCAAGCAGAGCAGCUUCUGCAGCGAGGCGGGCAUGAGCACGGUCAGCUCCGCCGCCUCCGACAUCCACUCCAACGCCAGCGAGAACGAGCAGGGCGCCCCCGUGGACGCCACCGUCACAGAGACCUACACCGGGGAGUGGCGGAGCGACCAAAGGGCCGGCUGGGGGAUAAGUAGGCGCUCGGACGGCCUACAUUACGAGGGCGAAUGGGCGGCGAACAAGAGGCACGGCUACGGAUGCACUACCUUCCCCGACGGUACCAAAGAGGAGGGCAAGUACAAGCAGAACGUCCUGGUGAGCGGCAAGCGCAAGAACCUGAUUCCCUUGCGAGCGAGUAAAAUCAGAGAGAAGGUCGACCGGGCCGUGGAGGCUGCAGAGAAGGGGUCAGACAUCGCCAAGCAGAAGGCUGAGAUCGCCAUGUCUCGGAUGAGCCACGCUCGCGGAAAGGCUGAGGCCGCUGAGGCUGUUGCCCAGAAGUCCUCAGAAGAAUGUCGGCUUGCCCGGAUCGCUGCAAAAGAGCUCUCUCCCUCCUUCCACAUAUAUGGGAAUGGGCUCGAAUGUCAGCGACCCAAGCACCAGGACGCCAAGGACAAAGACCACGAGGUCAUCUCUACAGGAACAGACAGUCCUGAGCUCUGCACUCCGGACACCACGCCGCCCGCCAUAACACCUGAUCUCAGCCCUGUGCUGAGCCUUCCCGCCUCGCCCCCCUGCACCCCGGCCAAGCAUAGCCACCGUCCCCGGAACGCCUGCUUCAUGCGACAGAGCGCUGUGGACGACCAGAGCGGGGCGGAGAUACAGGUGCUCGUGGAGGGGCGGGGCAUGGAUCUUCACCGGGGCGGGGCCAACACCUGGACAGAUGAUAUGUAUCCCGACAGGGGAGGCAGCAGCCGCUCCACCACACCCUCCCUUCUGGAGGAGCAAGAGGGCCAAAUGAAUGGCCACGAGCAAGCCCCUUUGACCAAUCACAAACCACGGGAGAAGUCUGUAUCCAAUCACAAGUCCCGGGAGCACUCUUCUUCCUACAGAACGUGGGACCACUCUUCAUCCAAACAAAAGCCCUCAAAGCAUGCCUCUUCCAAUCAUAAGUCGCGGGAGUAUUCCUCGUCCAACCACAAAACAUGGGAUCACUCCUCAUCCAAUCACAAGCCCUGCGAGCAUGCUUCUUCCAAUUACAAGCCACAGGUGCACAUCUUAUCCAAUCACAAGGCCUUGGAGCAUAACAUGUCCAAUCACAAGACUUCCGAGCAUGCUUCUUCCAAUCACAAGUCCCAAGAUUAUAUCUGCUCUAAUCACAAUGCAAAGGACCACAUCUCUUCCAGUUACAAUCCCCGAGAGCACGCCUACUCCAACCACCACCCACCAGAGCACGGCUACUCCAACCACCAUCCAAAGCAACACGUCUCCUCCAACCACAAGCAUAGCGAGCACGCAUUGGUGGACGGCCUCCCCGGGGGCUGGACUGCGGAGAGCACCCUGAGGUGGAGCCCCGCCCACUCCCGCCUCACGGAUCACGACGAAGAGAAGCUCAACGACUACACGGUGGACAUGAGGCUGCAGUCUUCCGACGCCCGGGGCCUGGGCCAGGGGUCGCCCCCGCCAAAAAGCAGCAGGCUGCGGUCCCGAGGCCUGCGGCCGGUGAGGGAGGGGUCCAUGGACUCGGUACAGAUGCUGGACAACCUGAAUGUGGGGGCGGAGCUUGAGGACUGGCCUCUGCACAGGGACCUCACCCUCUCGCCCCCCCUGAAGUCGCAGCCCAUCGCAGUGGAGCAGGAAGGAGAGCAUCUCACCCUCAAAUCAAACUCAGGCUCCAGCUCUAUUCUGGUGGUUAUGGUCAUUUUACUCAAUAUCGGAGUAGCCAUUCUUUUCAUUCACUUCUUUAUUUAAGCUUCUACAGGUACGAUCUAUAAGACUAAGACCUGUUACCUACAGUAUACUAUUAUAUUACAUGCUGAGAUGGACAUCACGCCAAUUCGACUGGAGCCCACCACCCAUGUGACGGACAUAGCGAAGCCUUUCUAUUGUUGCUACUGGUCUUUUUACCUUUGUUGAAGCCCAUUUGAGUUUUCUAUGGCGCCAUGGUUUAUUCGGAAAGGUAUAAGCUUGGGACCAUGGUGAAAGGUAUUUGUUAAACGUCACAGGAACGCAAAGCGUGCAGCUUCAAAAUAGUGUGGUGUAGUAGCAUGCAUGGGUGUUUAUCACCCGCUGUAAAAUGGAGCGACGACGACACAGACAGUCUCCACCAUUUGUUUUCUACUCUAGAGAAUAACAGAGCACCCCAUUGGCCCACCUACUGCGACUACCAUCGAACAAAACCCCCUGCCUAAAGCAUGGCAAACACACAUCAACAAUCCCUUUUUUUGCCUUUUACUCCUGUUGUCCCCUCCUUGCCCCACCAACCCAUCCCUAUUAGCACUAUGCGCUACAGAACUAUGCUGCAAGAUUAGAUCCAUUUUAAAGGGCUCUGACAUUAUUUUGUUCUCUUUUUAACACAAAGUACAUGAACACAAGCAAGCGUCGCAUGAGGCUGUGUAGAAUUUAAAAACUGCAUUUUUCUAUCCCUUUAACAUUAUUGUUAUGGUCUUCGUUCAGAAUUCAAAUUUGUGGCACUUAAUGUCUAGGCAACUGUUGACGUUGGUGCCAUUUCACCCACACAGUAGAAUCACAGAAUCUCAGAUUGAAACUUCAUUGAUUAAUUGCUGGUCAUGAUGUUCUGUGGUGGCUCAGAGCCUUGAAGCAAAUAGAAGUAACUUCCUGGAUUUAUUGUCAAUUAAGUGGAAUUUAUGUCAACCCCACCAUUAUUGCUUCUGCACACAUCCAUUUCUAAUGCCACCCUCCCACAUCCGCACACAUGUACACAGUACACACAUUUAUGUACUAACAUAUAAAGGAGAAUUCAGCCUUGCCCCUUUGUACAGCUUUGAGACUGUUAUGUUAUAACCACUAAUUCUGAUAUAUAUGUGUAUGUGUCAUUAUAUUCAAGUUUGUUUUUGCAGUUUGCAAAACAGAGAGAAUGCUGAGUGCCUCGUAUUUACUCACUUUAAUUUGUCUAAACUUAAUUUGAACCCCCCUUCUCCUCUUCCCCCACCCCCCACACCCAUACCCUAACAACACCCCCUCUCCCUCAGCCCUAGACAAAACACCCAUCCAGGCUAAAGGGAGUUGAGUUACCUUCAAUAUGAGAAAAGGUGUGCCUACUCUCACCAUUCCCUGAAAUGGCAUGCACUGUUUUGUCUCUCUCUCUCUCUCUCUCUCUCUCUCUCUCUCUCUCUCUCUCUCUCUCUCUCUCUCUCUCUCUCUCUCUCUCUCUCUCUCUCUCUCUCUCUCUCUCUCUCUCUCUCCCCAAGUCCCCCCUUUUUGGAACAGAGGAAAAAAGGGAAAAUGGGGUUUCUACAGUGUCACAUCCCGACACUCUGGGCCGGAUGAGAUUUUUUCAGCAUGUUUGUUUAGCCUGCUCAAUCUGGUGUCAGUUUGUGAGUUUGGCCUUGUGUCUCUCUAUCCAGCAACACAAGCUACAUGAGACAUGGAGAGCCGUGUAAAAUAAACGCUAGCUUUUAACUCUCAGUGGAUACUGAAAUGUCCAGAGUUUAUGAAUGAUAUACAAUUAAACUCUCUGCUACUGUAUGUUUUAUACUUCGCACCCGGUGGCAUCAUCAUGUUGUGACAUCAUUGCAUGCCCAAGCAUGCUCUUUCUUACUCUUUGGUUUAUGAGGUUGUUUCGAAGUUAAUGUCGAGAAAAUAAUGAAAUGUUUGAAAUUAUUAUGCGAUUGGUGUGGUUAUUAUUGCGGUCACACAAACUCACAUAUUUCAAAUUAACAAAAGUCAAUAUCCCUAUUUUGCUAAUAGAAUGAUCACAUUAAUAAUGACAUCACGUCAAUAACAAUACAACGAUUAUAAUAUAUAAUAAUAAUACUAUUAUAAUAAUUAACAAAAACAAUACAUAAGAAACACACUACAAUACAUCCCUGAUAUGCUUCAGAAGUAGUGAUCAAAGAAUGUACCUUAUGACCUUCAUUUUUACAUUUUUGUACACAUCCCAUAAUAUAUUAAUGAUGACUGGAUUAGCAUUGUUCAGUGGAAUAAAGAAGACAGCUGGACAUAAACAGGCAGCAUUAUAUAUUUUAUAUGCACUACGAUGGGCUGACAUAAAGCAAGUUUGUUCAUAUUAUUGGCUGCUGAUGCUGUUUUCCAUUAAACACGCGAGAAUGGU
Gadus morhua (Atlantic cod) is the source of this 6104-nucleotide messenger RNA. It is a transcript of the gene jph3a, whose product is annotated as junctophilin 3a. Lineage: Eukaryota; Metazoa; Chordata; Actinopteri; Gadiformes; Gadidae. Gene Ontology annotation, biological process: regulation of synaptic plasticity. The record is from RefSeq and is a predicted model, not a curated record. Bases 1151 to 3781 code for a protein of 876 amino acids. Gene Ontology annotation, cellular component: junctional membrane complex; plasma membrane; endoplasmic reticulum membrane. The transcript has 5 exons.